UCGCGUGUGCCGGGAGCGGCUCCGCCGGGCUCGGGAUCGGGAUGGGGAGCGCGGCCGCGCCGCUGCGGGUGCUGGUGGACAUGGACGGGGUCCUGGCCGAUUUCGAGGGCGCGGUGCUGCGGGAAUUCCGCUCCCGCUUCCCGGCGGAGCCGCGCGUGGAGCUGGAGGAGCGCAGGGGGUUCUCGGUGCGGGAGCAGUACCGCAGCCUGCGGGAGGACCUGGCGGCCAAGGUAGCCAGUGUCUAUGAGUCGCCUGGCUUCUUCCUAGACUUGGAUCCAAUUCCAGGAGCCCUGGAAGCUAUGCAGGAGAUGCUCCACAUGCAGGACACUGAAGUCUUCCUUUGCAUGAGCCCUCUCCGGAAAUACGAGCACUGCAUUGUGGAAAAGUAUAAGUGGGUAGAGAAACACUUGGGACCGGAGUUUGUGGAGCGGAUUAUUCUGACCCGAGACAAGACUGUGGUGGCUGCUGACUUGCUGUUUGAUGACAAGGACACUAUCCAAGGUGCAGAGCUGAACCCGAGAUGGGAGCACAUCCUGUUCACCUGCUGCCACAACAGGCACGUCCAGCUGCCGGCCCCGCGCCGGCGCCUGCACUCCUGGGCUGACAACUGGAAGGCCAUCCUGGAAAGCAAGCGCAGGCAGUAGUGCAGGAAGGGGAUGUUGCACUCUUCCCACGGCCAGGGAACAACCAGCCUAUCCCCUGCCAUGCCCAGGAGGCACUGUCACUGCAGGGAUCAGCCACAGUAAGAAAUGAGCUGCUCCUCAGUGCUCUGGGUUUCUGGAAGGUUGCUCUGCACUCAGUUAUCCCUGUAGCAUUUUGGAUGUUUGCUGUUAAGAGAAAAGAAACAAUCAACUACAAGCAGCUGUGGUUGGGUUUUUGUG
Molecule: messenger RNA, 881 nt
Organism: Pseudopodoces humilis (Tibetan ground-tit)
Lineage: Eukaryota; Metazoa; Chordata; Aves; Passeriformes; Paridae
Gene: NT5C
Product: 5', 3'-nucleotidase, cytosolic
Biological process (GO): pyrimidine deoxyribonucleotide catabolic process
Cellular component (GO): mitochondrion
Molecular function (GO): 5'-nucleotidase activity
Source: RefSeq, a predicted model, not a curated record